Mycotypha africana is the source of this 5049-nucleotide messenger RNA. RefSeq names its product P-loop containing nucleoside triphosphate hydrolase protein. The record is from RefSeq and is a predicted model, not a curated record. NCBI's taxonomy places the organism in Eukaryota, Fungi, Mucoromycota, Mucoromycetes, Mucorales, Mycotyphaceae. Gene Ontology annotation, cellular component: cytoplasm; myosin complex; actin cytoskeleton. Gene Ontology annotation, biological process: vesicle transport along actin filament; actin filament organization. Gene Ontology annotation, molecular function: ATP binding; microfilament motor activity; actin filament binding. The coding region runs from base 54 to 4949 and encodes 1631 amino acids. The transcript has 12 exons.
GCACCUUUGUCUUUUCCUUUCUUCAGUGUUCUAUUCUUCUGUAUCUAGGCUGAAUGGAAAAGUUGUCCUCAGGCGUAUCUCAGGCAAUCCAAGUUUACACCAAAGGAACGAAGGCUUGGUUCGUAGACGAGGAUGAAGCUUGGGUUUCAACUUCUGUUUUAUCAGUAGAAGAGUCAGGAACAGGCAUCAAAAUUACUUUCCUAGACGACAAAGAUGAAUCACAAGAGCAUGUAUUUGAAAGUACAUAUACUCAGCUCGAAAAAACGAAAGGUAGCAAUCUUCCGCCGUUAAGGAACCCGCCGCGUUUAGAGAAUACAGAGGACUUGACCAAUUUGAGUUAUUUGAAUGAACCUUCAGUCUUAAAUACAAUUCGUACACGUUAUUUUCAACGUAAUAUUUAUACUUAUUCCGGUAUCGUACUAAUUGCUGUCAACCCAUUCUCCAGUGUGCCUUUAUAUGAUCCUGAUAUUAUCCAGCAAUAUUCGGGCAGAAAACGUGGCGAAUUAGAACCUCAUUUGUUUGCUAUUGCAGAGGAUGCUUAUCGUUGCAUGAUAAGAGAGAAAACAAACCAAACCGUGGUUGUAUCUGGUGAAAGUGGUGCUGGUAAAACAGUGUCUGCUACACAUAUCAUGAGAUAUUUUGCUACUGCUGAUGAUCAAGAAUCAGGAAAAAUAAAAGACAUUUCACAAGGCAUGACGGAGGUAGAGGAACAGAUCAUGGCCACCAAUCCAAUUAUGGAAGCGUUUGGUAACGCUAAAACGACGAGAAAUAACAAUUCUUCGAGAUUCGGCAAAUAUAUUGAGAUCCAAUUUGAUAAGAAGAGCAAUAUUGUCGGUGCCAAAAUCAGGACAUAUUUAUUAGAGAGAUCAAGGCUUAUUUUUCAACCUGAAACAGAAAGAAAUUACCACGUAUUUUAUCAGCUAUGCGCAGGCGCACCCAGCAAUGAACGGAAAAAUUUAGAAUUGGGAGAUUGGGAGAAGUUUCACUACUUGAAUCAAAGUGGGACGGGAUCCAUUCCAGGUGUUGACGACGCAGCCGAGUUUGAACUGACACAAAAAUCGCUUUCUUUGGUGGGCAUUUCAGUGGAAACACAGUGGCAAAUAUUCAAACUGUUGGCUGCUCUGUUACACAUCGGUAAUAUUGAAAUUGGUGGGCGUGGCGAUACAUCUAGUGUCUCAGAAAGCGGUGGACUUUCUAUUGCCACUCAACUGUUAGGCAUUCAACAAACUGAAUUCAAAAAGUGGCUAACAAAAAAGCAAAUCAUCACACGAAACGAUAAGAUAGUGAAGAAUCUUAAUCCAACUCAAGCAAUAGUUGUAAGAGAUUCCGUUGCAAAAUAUAUUUACGCGAGCCUAUUUGAUUGGCUUGUAAAAGUUAUCAAUGACAGCUUGUCUUGUCAACAACCCGAUCUGGCCAAUAACUUCAUCGGCGUCUUGGAUAUUUAUGGCUUUGAACAUUUCAAAAAGAACUCAUUUGAGCAGUUUUGCAUUAAUUAUGCUAACGAAAAACUACAACAGCAAUUCAACCAGCACGUAUUCAAGUUGGAGCAAGAGGAAUAUGUCAAGGAAAAAAUCAACUGGCAAUUCAUCGAUUUUAGCGAUAAUCAAGGUUGUAUAGAAGUAAUCGAGUCUAAGCUGGGUAUUUUGUCCUUAUUGGAUGAGGAAUCUCGGAUGCCAUCAGGCACAGAUCAAGGUUUUUGUAACAAAUUGUACAACAGCCUUGGUGCAGAUCCCAAGUUUAAAGACAAGUAUUUCAAGAAACCAAGAUUCUCUAAUAGUGCAUUCACUGUUUGCCAUUAUGCUCAUGAGGUUGAAUACGACGCAGAGGGAUUUUUAGAUAAGAAUAAAGACACUGUACCAGAUGAAAUUUUGGCAUUAUUGCAAAAUGCAGAUUCGACGUUUUUGGUAGAAAUGCUACAAACUGCUACAGCUGCAGCUUCAGCUGCUACCCAGGAAGCUAAACCAACUAUUGGAAAGAAAGUAGGAAUGGGCAUCACGAAGAAACCUACUCUGGGUUCUAUUUUCAAACAAUCCUUGAUCAGUUUAAUGGAUACCAUCAGUCAGACCAAUGUGCAUUAUAUUCGUUGUAUUAAACCUAAUGAGGCAAAAGUAGCUUGGGGCUUCGAACCGAAUAUGGUUUUGUCGCAGUUACGUGCUUGUGGUGUUUUAGAAACAAUCCGUAUUAGUUGUGCGGGUUAUCCUUCAAGAUGGACGUUUGAAGAUUUUGCAGAUAGAUUCUACGCGCUUGUUAGCUCAAAAUACUGGGAUCCUAAUCUCAACUCACCUGUCGAUAUACAUCAACUUUGUCGUGUAAUUUUGGACACGUACAUUAAAGAUACAGAUAAAUACCAAAUUGGCCUUACCAAGCUCUUUUUCCGUGCCGGCCAACUUGCAUAUCUUGAGAAAUGCCGUAAAGAGCGUUGGGAAGAAUGCACCAUUCUUCUUCAAAAGAACAUGCGUCGUUUCAUUGUCCGUAUCAACUACCUAAGGAAGCUGGAAUUAAUCUCUCGCCUGCAGCGUUUGGCACGUCAAAAGUAUGGAGUGUAUCAGUUGAAUUUUUUACGACAAGAAAAGGCAGCCAUCAAAAUUCAAACUCAAUGGCGUUGCUAUUCACAACGUCGAAAAUACUUACGACAAUGCCGAUUUAUUAUUCAACUGCAAGCUGCAUGUCGCGCUCACAUCACACACAAACAAUUUGCGCACAUUCGUCAACAUUUUGCUGCGCUCAAAAUUCAAAGCGUAUUUAGAGGAUGGCGUGUACGUAAGGAAUACCAAUCAAAGCGCAGAUUUAUUAUUGAUCUGCAGACGGUGAUCCGUUCUCGCCAGGCACAUCAACAACUGAUGAGUUUGAAACAAGAGGCAAAAUCAGCUAAUCACUUUAAAGAAGUGUCAUAUCGACUAGAGAGUAAAGUCGUGGAAUUAACUCAGAGUAUGACGCAACAUAAGGAAGAAAAAGACCAAUUACGAUCCAAGGCAGCCCAGUUGGAAGAUCAAUUAAAACAAUGGACUACCAAAUACCGUACUUUGGAUGAACGAGCCAAACAACUGGAGGCUUCUUUAGCUGUUACAACUCAAUUAGAGCAACAAAUUGAUCAAUUAGAAAAGGAACGCGAAGGUUUACAGCACGAAUACAGGCAAUCGUUGGAACGCAUCAAGAAGCAAGACAUGGAGAUUAUUAAACUAACAGAAGAUUUAAACAAACAGAAGGACGAAAUUCUGAAAAUCAAACAGAGGCCUCCUCAAUUGAAAACAUUGAGUUCCACCUCACCGAUUGGAGGAGCAGGUGUAGAUGAUGGUGAAGUGAAUGAAUUGAAGAAUCAAAUCAUGGCUUUGAAAGCACAAUUAUCGCAAUCAUUAAAAUCACAUCAGUCACCCAAGCGACAAGCAUCUAUGCGUGGUUUAUCGCCUCAAAGUAGUGUUGGACAACAGCGUGGUCGCUCUCCAAGUGCUAGGCCGCAGGUGCCUCAUUCGCCUAGUGCCUUGGCGAUUAGACGCGCCAGUAUCAAUCAACACAAUGGUGGACUGAUGAUUGACACUCAUAGCCCUACUACAACUAAAGUUGUUUACGCUGAGCCAGAUCAAACGGUACCUACAAUGACUGGGUAUAGUAAUAAUAACAAUAAAAUGUUGUUGAAUAUUGAUAGAGAGAAUUCAGAAGAAGCCAUCACUCAGCUUUUACAACAAGAAUAUGAUGCUAUUGAAGAAGAAAUUAUUGACCAGCUCAUCCAGCAUUCACUUCAAAUGGUACAAACACACACAUCAGUGAAUGAUACAAUCAACCGCGAAGAUGUCGUCUUCCCCGUUCAUUUGCUUGGUAAAACCGUGACGCAAAUGUGGCGUUUCGGUUAUCUGGUCGAAUCUGAACGUUUGCUGUUCCGUGUAAUGGACACCAUUCAAAAAGAAUGCUUAUCUUAUAGCAAUGAAGACACACUGUUGCCUUGCUCCUUUUGGUUGUCGAACACGCAUGAACUUCUGUCCCUUGUUUAUUCCGUUGAACAAGAUUUAGAAAGGGAAAUGCAUUAUAACUCUAUACAUGGUCGUAGACGUAACGGUGUCGUGGGCUGGCAUGAUUUUGAAAAACUCGUUUCCACCAUGAAAUUCGAAUUGCAGUGCUUGGAAGACAAUAUAUAUCAUCAUUGGCUAUGCGAAUUGAAGAAGAAACUGAGUAAGAUGGCCAUACCAGCUAUCAUUGAAAAUCAAUCUCUGCCGGGCUUCAUUGCUAACGAUACCAACCGUUUCUUUGGCCGAAUGUUGGGCGGUGGUAAUGGCAACAGGAAUAGUGGCGCUGCCCCUAAACCUGCUUAUUCAAUGGACGAUUUACUAAACUUUUUGAACCGUAUCUAUCUUACAAUGAAGGCUUAUUACGUUGAGGCAUACGUGGUGGAACAGGUUUUAACUGAGCUUUUGAGGCUAAUUGGUGUUACAACAUUCAAUGAUUUGGUUAUGAGAAGAAACUUUAACUCGUGGAAGAGAGCUAUGCAGAUCCAAUAUAAUAUUACACGCUUGGAAGAAUGGUGCAAGACACACGAAGUGCCUGAAGCAACCAAUCAACUAGAACAUUUGAUGCAAGCAACUAAGUUAUUACAGUUGAAGAAGGCAACACUAGACGACAUCAAGAUUAUUUUUGACGUGUGUUGGUUUUUAGCACCUACUCAAAUUCAAAAGCUGAUUCAGAACUAUUGUGUAGCCGAUUAUGAGGACCCCAUAAGCAACGAAAUUUUGCGAGCUGUUGCUUCUCGAGUCAGUAAUAGUGACAGUGGGGACAUACUGCUAUUAGAUAACGUAUCAAUAGAAGAUAGUGACUACGAUCAACCCGAGCCGCACAAUGUUAUAUCCAGUUCUUAUAUUCCUACUUAUUUAAAGCUCAAGCAUGUCCCAAAGUUACUAGCUCUGGUUAAUCAGGCCGAAAAUUUUAAGACCCCUAAAAGCAAUCGCAUGGAUUCUUUGUAGUUUAAUUAUCUUUCGCGUGUUCAAUUCAUGUAUAUAUUUUUUCGCUGUCUCGUUUAUAACAGGAACACAGCACAAUAAUAAAGUUUUUUUAUGCACUCCU